CCCGCCCACCCCGGGCUCCCGAGCGGUCUUGGCGGGAAGGCGUCAGCUGCUAAGCGGUAGAAAGAUGUCGCGGUUAAGCGCGGAGGCCGAGGAGAAGGCUUGCUCCAGACAGCGUAACCAGGUGAAGGUGAAUGAAUAUAAAGAAAAUCAAAACGUCGUUUUCGUAUCUCUGAGACCAGAACAGACUACAGUUCUAGGAAAAACAGCUAAGGUUUAUCUUGCUCCCUUUUCACUCACUAAUUACAAGUUAGGUCAAUUUAAGUGCCCCAAAUCCCUAUUAGAAAAGAAUUCUAAUGAUGCAGUGAUGUGUAAGAAGUUUAAGAAGACUCAAUUAAAGAAAACUUGCAAAAAAAAAUUAAUUCCAAAAAUGAAAGCCAUAUCUUCCAAGGCAGAAUCUACUCUGCAAAAAUCAUCCUUAGAUGUUCAUGCUGAAAGUAACAAACUAGAACACAAGAACAGUUCAGAUGCCAUGAUUUGCAAGGUUGAUAUGGAAAGCAGUGAUGAAGAUACCACACCUGGCCUGGAUGAUUUUUCAGGAUUGUCACCAUAUGAAAGGAAGAGACUCAAGAACAUAUCAGAAAAUGCAAACUUUUUUGCUUCUCUUCAGUUGUCUGAGUCAGCUGCAAGGCUCCGUGAAAUGAUAAAGAAGAGACAACCUCCUAAGUCCAAGAGAAAGAAGCCUAAGAAGAGAGAAAAUGAGAUUGGAUGUAGAAGGUCAAUGCGAUUGCUAAAAGUGGAUCCUUCAGGAGUUUCAUUACCAGCAACUCCAACACAGCCGACAUUAGAAGAAGAUGAAAAUCCUUUGUUACCUCCUGGGCCUUUAGAAAUGAUUCCUGAAAAUCAAGAUGACAACAAUGAACUAUUUAAAGAAUUUCUGCAGACAUGGGGUGAAAUGAACAAGACAAGUCGUAAGAACACUGAAAAGGGGCUGUUCAGCAUUAAAAGCUACAAAGCCAAUUUAAAUGGAAUGGUUAUUAGUGAAGAUGCUGUUCAUAAAGUUACCAAUGGCUCAAUAUUCUCUGUGGCUCUCCACCCAUCAGAAACUAGAACUUUGGUAGCAGCUGGGGCCAAAAGUGGGCAAAUUGGACUUUGGGAUUUGACCCAGCAAAGAAAAGAAGAUGGAGCAUAUGUUUUUUAUCCCCAUAGUCAACCUGUUAGCUGUCUUUACUUCUCACCUGCCAAUCCAGCCCACCUACUGUCACUGAGCUAUGAUGGCACAUUACGAUGUGGGGAUUUUUCCAGAGCUAUUUUUGAAGAGGUAUAUAGAAAUGAAAGAAGUGGCUUUUCCUCCUUUGACUUCUUGACAGAAGAUGCUUCUACUUUACUAGUGGGACACUGGGAUGGAAAUAUGUCACUGGUGGAUAGACGGACACCUGGAACUUCUUUUGAGAAACUAAUUCGUUCUUCUUUGAGAAAAAUAAGAACUGUUCAUGUCCACCCAGUGCACAGACAGUAUUUCAUGACUGCAGGGUUGAGGGAUAUUCAUAUUUAUGACGUCAGGCACCUGAAACUCAGGGGAAGCCAGCCUUUGAUUUCUUUGACUGAACACACGAAGAGCAUUGCUUCUGCCUAUUUUUCACCUGUUACUGGUAACAGAAUAGUGACCACAUGUGCUGAUUGUAAGCUGAGAGUCUUUGACAGCAGCUGUAUUUCUUCCCAGAUUCCUCUCCUCACCACCAUCAGGCACAACACUAUCACUGGACGAUGGCUGACCCGGUUCCAAGCCGUGUGGGACCCUAAACAAGAAGAUUGUAUCUUAGUUGGCAGCAUGGCCCAUCCACGACGAGUGGAAAUCUUCCAUGAGACAGGAAAGAGGGUGCAUUCUUUUCUUGGAGAAUGUCUUGCCUCUGUGUGUUCCAUCAAUGUCAUGCACCCAACUCGGUAUAUUCUGGCUGGAGGUAAUUCCAGUGGGAAGUUACAUGUUUUUAUGAAUUAAGAAAGCUACUUAGUUUCUAGGUAGGUAUACCUAUUUGUUCAAAUUCAUCACUAAGAAACCUAAUGAUACACAUAGCUUAGUGUGUUUACUUGGUGUUAUAUUUAUAAAAUAUAAAAUUGCUUUAUUAAUAAGAACUAUGAGCAGAAUAUACUAAAUUUAGUAAGGGAGAAGCCUCAGAAGAUGCUUCUCAGGCAUGGAGAGGGAAUUUGAGUAGAGGCUGAGAUGCUUUUAGCACUUUUAAUCAGGCAGUAUGUUGAGAAAGUCUAACAAGAUAAAUUAUAAAGCUUGAAUGAUCAGUAUUAACUUUUUGUUAUAUAAUGAUAGUAAUUUUUAGUCUACAAUGAUAUAUAGAUUUGUGGUUUAUUUUCUAAGUUUGUAGUGAAUGUUUAUUUUUAGGCUUAUAUGCUGGAAGGAGUCCUGAAAGGUCUUCUAACUCAAUGAUUUUGAAACUUAGUUUUUAAAAACAAGAACUUUUUUUUUUUUUUUUUUUUUUUCACCUUCCUCUCAGUUAAAUUUUAUAUAAGCCGGGCGUGGGGGCGCACGUGUAUAAUCCCAGCAGUUUGGGAGGCUGAGACAGGAGAAUCACAAGUUCAAAGCCAGCCUCAGCAAAA
Messenger RNA from Marmota flaviventris (yellow-bellied marmot), 2547 nucleotides. RefSeq names its product WD repeat domain 76 (gene Wdr76). The record is from RefSeq and is a predicted model, not a curated record. Lineage: Eukaryota; Metazoa; Chordata; Mammalia; Rodentia; Sciuridae. Gene Ontology annotation, molecular function: DNA binding; protein binding. Gene Ontology annotation, biological process: regulation of DNA damage checkpoint. Gene Ontology annotation, cellular component: nucleus.